AAUAUACAAUUUGACAACACUGUAAUCUUCGACUGAUGUAAACAAACAACGAAUAAACCACAGAUAACUAAACAAACAUUGAAAAUCAUAAAAUUUAUUUAAUUUUAGAAAUAAUCAAACAUGGAUAGUUGUUUAUUAUGUCUUAGAAAUCCCAUAGAAUCCAAUCAAUAUAUUCCUGUGCAAUCACCACAAUGGAUAGAGUGGCAAGUUCUAAACAUAAUUGAGAAGCAUUUUUGGCCAAUGGUCAAUUUGGAAUCUAUAUAUGGAAUUUGUCAAAGCUGCUGGUCACAUUUAUAUGAGUUUCAUCUAUUUUAUUGUACUGUCGAAGAAGCUCAUCUAAAUAAUGUUCAAAUUAAUAAACAACAGCAAACAUUUUAUAAUUUUGAGAAAGAAACUCCACAUAUUUUGAAAGUGGAGUCAUUAUCAAAUGAGCCAUUAAUUUUUAUCAACGAUGAAAUUAUAACCGAUAGUAAAAUUGAAGAAAAUUUUAAAAAAGAAUUGUUCCAUUAUAACGUAGAAAUGGAGACUAUAAAGGAAACAGUGUCGAAAAAGAAAAGAGGACGUCCAAGUAAAAGCCAUGGUUUAAAAAAGCCCAAGGGUAAGGUAGGACGCCCACGUAAAGUUUUUAAGGAAAUAAGCGAGCUUCCCUCAACUAGUGACUUAAGUGACAUUUAUCCUAUUGAUCUUUUAUGUAAUAAGAAACCCAAGGGUAAGGUAGGACGCCCACGGAAAUAUUUUAAGGAAAUGAAUGAUUUCCCCUCAACAAGUCACUCUUUAAUACGAAACGGAACAAGUGCAAUGAAAAUUUACGCAAUGGGUGCAAUAUCAGGCACUAAUAAGAAACCCAAGGGUAAAGUGGGACGCCCAAGAAAAUUUUUUCAGGAUAUAAACGAUUUCUCCUCAACUAAUAAAUCUUUAAUAGAAAACGGUUUAAAUGUCAAGAAAAUGUAUGCAAUGUGCCCACUCGAAACUAAUAAUUCCCAAUAUAUAAAACCUAAAAAAAGAGGACGUCCUUUUAAGAAAAAAUAUAUUCAAGAAAAUGAAACUAUUAAUUACCAAUUUUCAACUGAAAGAGAAGAUUUAGCGAUGGAAGAAUCUUUGAUUCCUGAGGCGCAAUUGAAUACAGAUUGUUCUGAGGAAAUAUUAAAUCACGCACCUUUAAACGAUAAUGAUUUACAAAAAAACAAAGAUUUGAAAAAUAUCUUAAAAAAUCAUAAGAGAAUACAACAACACAAAUCUCAAAUGCGUAAUUAUAUUGCAACAAGUGUGCGUUGUAUGAAAUUUUUUAAAGAUAAAAUUUAAUUUUUUAUUUUUCAGAUAUUAAAACGGAACUUUAAAUAAUUUUUAGAAAAAAUAUUCGUAUCUUUUUAGUUUAUUGGUUUUUACCUUUACAGGAGCUAUUUUUAUAAA
This is a messenger RNA of Lucilia sericata (common green bottle fly), 1410 nucleotides long. RefSeq lists its product as uncharacterized. The record is from RefSeq and is a predicted model, not a curated record. The transcript is spliced from 2 exons. The coding region runs from base 121 to 1302 and encodes 393 amino acids. Gene Ontology annotation, molecular function: zinc ion binding; DNA binding. NCBI's taxonomy places the organism in Eukaryota, Metazoa, Arthropoda, Insecta, Diptera, Calliphoridae. Gene Ontology annotation, cellular component: nucleus.